This is a messenger RNA of Huiozyma naganishii CBS 8797, 3198 nucleotides long. It is a transcript of the gene FUN30, whose product is annotated as DNA-dependent ATPase FUN30. Gene Ontology annotation, cellular component: nucleus. The record is from RefSeq and is a predicted model, not a curated record. The transcript has a single exon. The coding region runs from base 1 to 3198 and encodes 1065 amino acids. Gene Ontology annotation, molecular function: DNA binding; ATP-dependent chromatin remodeler activity; chromatin binding. NCBI's taxonomy places the organism in Eukaryota, Fungi, Ascomycota, Saccharomycetes, Saccharomycetales, Saccharomycetaceae.
AUGGUGGAUAGCGUUGACGAAAUUCAGGUACCACAGAGCUCUUCCCCAAAAAAAGGGCAAGCUUCAUCGUCCUCCCCGCUGAAGAUCUCAGGGUCUAAGGACAUGUCAUUGAAAAAGUUUGCCUUCAAGCCAAACGAGCUUAAAGCUGCUACUGUCACGCAGCCGGAUGGUGCGACCGACGGCAAAGUGCAGUCGAUGGCAGAGCUGGAGAAGGAGUUUCCAGGGUUUUCCAGCACACUUAUCCAGGCUGUCGUCAAGUCCAACCUAUUCGACUUCGAGCUGGCUAGGGCAAGGUUGAGUAGAAUAAAAGCGCAGCGGGAGACUUGGUCUAAAAACUCACCGAGCCCGACACCCGUUGGUAACUCUUCUAUUAGGCCGACGCAGAGGUUUUCUGGGAUUGGGAAAACUGCUAAUGCGACCAAGUCCACCAAGAUCACCGUUGACAAACCAAAAACUUCCAUUUUUGAUAGAUACUCGUCUGUUAUGCAGGCUAGAGGCAAGGGAGCAGCGGCAAUUUUAGUUUCUGAUCUUGAAGCCAGCUUGGGGGCGAAGAGCAAAGCUGGUGCUUAUAAAAAGAGGAAGCUGGUCAGAGGGGAUGCCGUCACGCAGUUGGAUAAGGCAAGGGACAAAUUGCUUGAGAAAAGGGCCAGGAAGCUCAUGGACAAAGAGACCUCUGAUACUGAGAGUGAGGGGGAUGAGGAGGAGGAAGAGGGAGAGAACAACGAGCUUACCGAGGACGUUGAGAGUGAAGGUGAUGAGGAAUAUCAGGAUUCAGGUGUCAGUGCCAUGGAUAUCGAGGAGCAGACAUUAAAGUUUCUGAAUGAGGCCGAUCCGCUUGAUAUUGCCGAUCUGUCGGACACGACUUUCGAGAAGGCACAGAUAAUUGUAUCCAGGAGGCCCUACACUUCACUGGUGUUGUUCAACGAUAUGGAUUUCAUGACCGAGGAGGAACUACAGCAGAAAGAGGAACAGAAAGCAACAUCGCGGAGACGUAUCAAGCCCAAAAAGGAGGGGGAACGGUUUUUAGAGAAACUGGAGAUGUCCAUUAGGGGUUACAACGCCAUCGAAUCUUUGUUGAAGAAAUGUUCUUCGUACGGUACACUGAUCUCUAAGCAGAUAUCCAAAUGGGGGGCCACAGUCAACGGAUCUGAUGGGUCUGCGCAGACGGGGGAUGCUGAUCAGUUGACAGCCGGAGAAGAGGUUGAAGGUUUGCAGAUCAUGACUGUUGAUGACGACGAGGAUAAUUCUGAUGCUGUCGUCGAUGAAUUUGAUGAAGCAGAAUCAAGUGCCACACCAACAGCCCCACCAACAGGAGAGAUUAGUGAUGGCGAGGAGUCGAAUCGAAGGACAACACGCGCUAAAACUCGUGUACACGAAGACGGUGAGGCAGAGGAUGAAGAUGAUGAGUACGUGGAGAACUUUGAGGAGGUGGACGAUUCCGACGAUGAAGAGUUUGGAGUGGAUAGGAAGAAAUUCCAGGUAAACAAAAGAGGUCGCAAGGGUCUCAUAAAGUUCUUCAGGGGCAAACCAAGAUUGUUGUCUUCAGAAAUGGAGUUGAAGGAUUACCAACAAACUGGUAUCAACUGGCUGAACCUGCUCUACCACAACCAACUGUCAUGCAUCCUUGCAGACGACAUGGGUUUGGGUAAGACCUGUCAAGUUAUUUCCUUUAUUGCAUACUUGAAACAGAUCAACGAACCGGGCCCACACUUGAUUGUCGUUCCAUCCUCGACGUUAGAAAACUGGUUGAGAGAAUUCAAAAAAUUUUGCCCCGCUUUGAAAGUAGAGCCUUACUACGGGUCCCAACAGGAGAGGGCAGACCUACGUGAUAUUUUGGAGAAGGCCGAGGGUCAAUAUGAUGUUAUGGUGACCACGUACAAUUUAGCCGCCGGCAACAAGUACGACGUUUCGUUUUUAAGAAACCGUCAAUUCAACGUUGUUGUGUACGAUGAGGGCCACAUGUUGAAGAAUUCCAUGUCUGAACGGUUCAACAAGUUGAUGCGGAUUCGAGGGAAUUUCAGACUGCUGCUGACCGGUACACCAUUGCAAAACAAUCUGAAGGAGUUGAUGUCUCUUCUUGAGUUUAUCAUGCCGUCGAUCUUCAUUUCCAAGAAGGAUUCCCUAGCCGCAGUAUUCAAGCAGAAGGCGAAGACUACCGAUGACAACAAGGGCCACAACCCACUGUUGGUACAGAAUGCCAUCAAGAGGGCCAAGACGAUGAUGACUCCGUUUAUUCUGAGGAGACGCAAGGACCAAGUGCUGAAACAUCUUCCUGCAAAGCACAGUAAAGUAGUCAUUUGUGAGAUGAAUGAAACGCAGCAAGAACUGUACAACCGUGAGAUCCAGACGGUCAAGGACUGGCGUACGGGCAAGCUGACCUCGAAGGAGGUCAAGUCGAAGAAUCUGAUCAUGUCCCUCCGGAAGGCCUCCUUGCAUCCGCUUCUAUUCCGGCACAUAUAUAAAGACCGAACGAUAGACCAGAUGAGUAAAGCGAUAUUGAGGGAGCCCGCGUACGCGAAGGACGGGAACAAACAGUACAUCAUGGAGGACAUGAGUUACAUGAGCGACUACGAGUUGCACCAGUUGUGUCUCACUUUCCCGAAAACGUUGUCCAAGUACCGUCUCGAAAACGAGGAGUGGAUGGACUCCGGGAAGAUUGUUGCCCUGAGGAAGAUCCUCCACGACGUCAUCGAAGUGAAGCGAGAAAAAAUUAUCGUCUUCUCGCUAUUCACGCAGGUGCUGGACAUCCUUGAGCUGGUGCUGAACACGUUGAACUACAAGUUCCUGCGGCUGGACGGGUCCACCGCCGUGAACGACCGCCAGGGGCUCAUCGACACAUUCUACGAGGACGCGACCAUCCCAGUCUUCAUCCUCUCCACGAAAGCAGGAGGGUUCGGCAUCAACCUUGUGUGUGCGAACCACGUGGUCAUUUUUGACCAGUCCUUCAACCCUCACGAUGACCGACAAGCGGCAGACCGGUCGCACCGGGUCGGGCAAACGAAGGAGGUCACGAUCCACACACUAGUGACAAGGGACUCCAUCGAGGAGAAAAUCCACCAGCUCGCAAAGAACAAGCUCGCCCUCGACACGCAUGUCAGCGGCGCAGAUGCCGCCGCUGACCACACGGAGGCCACGAACCCAUGCUUAGAAACUGCCGUCGAGAAGGGCCUGCUGGACGACAUCAUAGCGUCUGUGUAA